Messenger RNA from Zalophus californianus (California sea lion), 1170 nucleotides. RefSeq names its product mucin-like protein 3. The record is from RefSeq and is a predicted model, not a curated record. The transcript is spliced from 3 exons. Lineage: Eukaryota; Metazoa; Chordata; Mammalia; Carnivora; Otariidae. Bases 1 to 1170 code for a protein of 389 amino acids.
AUGGCCCAGCCAGCCCACCGCAUCUGCUCUACCUUUGGCUUCUGGGGCUGCAUCUUCGUCCUUCUAGCUUCUUGGGAGGCAGGAGCCCUAGAAGGGUCCAAGGACCAUGGGGAGAAGACCACCGUAGCCAAUGGGAAGACCACCAGAGCCCCAGAGGGGUCUAAGGACCAUGGGGGGAAGACCACAGGAGCCCUAGAAGGGUCCAAGGACCAUGGGGAGAAGACCACCCUAGCCAAUGGGAUGACCACCAAAGCCCCAGAAGGGUCCAAGGACCAUGGGGAGAAGACCACCGUAGCCAAUGGGAAGACCACCAGAGCCCCAGAGGGGUCUAAGGACCAUGGGGGGAAGACAACAGGAGCCCUAGAAGGGUCCAAGGACCAUGGGGAGAAGACCACCCUAGCCAGUGGGAAGACCACCAGAGCCCCAGAGGGGUCCAAGAACCAUGGGGGGAAGACCACAGGAGCCCUAGAAGGGUCCAAGGACCAUGGGGAGAAGACCACCCUAGCCAAUGGGAUGACCACCAAAUCCCCAGAAGGGUCCAAGGACCAUGGGGAGAAGACCACCGUAGCCAAUGGGAAGACCACCAGAGCCCCAGAAGGGUCUAAGGACCAUGGGGGGAAGACAACAGGAGCCCUAGAAGGGUCCAAGGACCAUGGGGAGAAGACCACCCUAGCCAGUGGGAAGACCACCAGAGCCCCAGAGGGGUCCAAGGACCAUGGGGGGAAGACCACCCUAGCCAAUGGGAAGACCAAAAGAGCCCCAGAAGUGUCUAAGGACCAUGGGAGGAAGACCACCUCAGCCAUUGGUCCUUUUACUCUCACCACAUCUCACGUGGAGCUGAGUUCCACCACGUCAGAGACCCCAAGCAACAAAAGCCAUUCAUAUCAGAACAAAGAUGGCUCACAGAGAGGUCUUCAUGCUGGAGGAAUGAGAGAGAAUGAUUCAUUCCCUGCAUGGGCCAUAGUUAUUGUGGUCCUGGUGGCUGUGAUUCUCUUCCUGAUAUUCCUUGGCCUUAUCAUUUUGGUCUCCUAUAUGAUGAAAACACACCAUGCACUGAUCCAGAACAAGAAGGACAAUGACCCAGAGAAUGAUGGGGGUCCUAACUCCUACCCAGUCUACCUGAUGGAGCAGCAGACUCUUGGCAUGGGCCAGAUCGCUUCCCCACGGUGA